UUUUUAGAGGGUGCCUCAAGACUGUCCAUAAUUUUAGAGGGUGCCUCGGGACUAUCCAUCAUUUUAGAGGGUGCCUCGGGACUGUCCGUAGUUUUAGAGGGUGCCUCGGAACUGUCCAUAAUUUUAGAGGGGUGCCUCAAGACUGUCCAUAACUUUAGAGGGUGCCUCGGGACUGUCCAUAGUUUUAGAGGGUGCCGUGGGACUGACCAUAAUUUUAGAGGGUGCCUCGGGACUGUCCAUAAUUUUAGAGGGUGCCUUGGGACUGUCCAUAAUUUUAGAGGGUGCCUCAAGACUGUCCGUAGUUUUAGAGGGUGCCUCGGGACUGUCCAUAAUUUUAGAGGGUGUCUCGGGACUGUCCAUAAUUUUAGAGGGUGCCUCAAGACUGUCCAUAACUUUAGAGGGUGCCUCGGGACUGUCCAUAAUUUUAGAGGGUGCUGUGGGACUGACCAU
Molecule: messenger RNA, 450 nt
Organism: Staurois parvus
Lineage: Eukaryota; Metazoa; Chordata; Amphibia; Anura; Ranidae
Source: the annotation of a GenBank genome assembly